CAAAACCAAUUAGCAAAAAUACCAAAAACACCCCAUCUUCUGCAGCCUCAGUGGGGCUUUUCAGCCAAACCCUCCCUUUAACACACCACCGUCGGUUCUUCUCGGCGAAAAUACAAACGAAGGAAGAGAGCAACUCUCGUCACAACAGAUGGCUUUGAGAGGUGUAUGGCAACUGCAAAAGCUGAUUGUGAGCUAUUCUGAUUGGGGUGGAAGUAGUAGGGGCAUCAGGGCAUUUAUGGAGUCUCAGCUGCCAGCAUUUAGAGAGAAAAGUCCUCAGCUAGAAGUUGUUACUGAACUCAUCCGUGGUCAGCAUCCGCAUUUGAAAGGCUUUUACCGGAACAAAAAUCAACGGGUGAUAUGUGUGAAGAAUAUGGAUCCAGAAGACAUACUUCUACAUGCAACCAGGCUAAGGAAUGCAUUGGGAAGAAAGGUGGUGAAAUUGAAGACAAGACAUGUGACCAAACACCCUAGCGUUCAGGGCACAUGGACAACGGAUGUGAAAUUUUGAGGCAGAAGAAACAGCUCCAAUGAGGAGCUUCUAUUGGUGUGUUCUAGUAGUUCGCUCUGUUUAGCGAUAAGUACCAUGCCUACUGGAACCCUAAUGUUUUUAAAUGGAGUUUUUUGUUUGAAAAAAAUGUUUUGAUAUGACAAAAAGAUAAGAGUAGUUGCGGUGUUUUGUA
This is a messenger RNA of Alnus glutinosa, 680 nucleotides long. Its product is annotated as large ribosomal subunit protein mL43. Gene Ontology annotation, biological process: mitochondrial translation. NCBI's taxonomy places the organism in Eukaryota, Viridiplantae, Streptophyta, Magnoliopsida, Fagales, Betulaceae. The record is from RefSeq and is a predicted model, not a curated record. The transcript is spliced from 4 exons. Gene Ontology annotation, cellular component: mitochondrial large ribosomal subunit. Gene Ontology annotation, molecular function: structural constituent of ribosome. Bases 149 to 508 code for a protein of 119 amino acids.